Drosophila novamexicana is the source of this 1828-nucleotide messenger RNA. RefSeq names its product J domain-containing protein (gene jdp). Bases 88 to 663 code for a protein of 191 amino acids. The transcript has 5 exons. Lineage: Eukaryota; Metazoa; Arthropoda; Insecta; Diptera; Drosophilidae. The record is from RefSeq and is a predicted model, not a curated record. Gene Ontology annotation, cellular component: cytoplasm.
GCCAGUUUGAAUUUCGACGUGUUGCCAGCCACAUCGUGAGCGCAUCAAAUUUUGACAGCAACUCGCCGCAUAACAAACUCCGUAAAAAUGACCGCCGUGGAUGCCAUCAUCAACUAUAAACGCAGUCCCAACGAGGACUUUUAUGCUCUGCUCCAUUGCGAUGAGACCUCAUCGCCGGAGCAAGUCCAGGCCGAGUACAAGGUUCUGGCGCUUCAGUAUCAUCCGGACAAGAACUGCGGCGACAAGGAGGCGGAGGCCAAGUUCCAGCUACUAAAGGAGGCCAAGGAGACCCUUUGCGAUCCGGAGAAGCGCGCCGUGUACGACAAGUGGCGCAACAGCGGCAUCUCAAUGAGCUACAAACAGUGGCUCGGCAUGAAGGAGCACGUCGGCCAGGUGAGAAGAUACACAAUUGCCGAGAAAGUGGAUAAAGAGUCCAUGCAUUGGGCCACACCUAAGACCAAGGACCGCAUGCUACCGGAGACUGAAGCUGGAGCUGCUCCGGCUGGCGCUGGUUGCAGCGGCGGCCUUACAGCCGCCUCCCCGAAUCCGGCCCAUCGACGGGCCUCGGAGGGCGGAGCCGCACUCUACUACGGCAGCCGCAAGGCCGAGUGGGGUACUGAGAACACAGAUGUGGCCAAUAAGUUCCGUAAUUACGAGAUCUAAGCGGCAUUUCAGCAAUGCUAAAAAAGUGUGCGGUGCCCGUGAUGAGUAUCGAUGUUAUGAGAUAAAAUAGAAGCGAGUCGUAAAGUAAAUUUUAUGCAUAUUUAUAGCCCAUCGAAGGGCAGUAUAUCUCGAUGUGAGUUUCAAGAAUACAUAUUCCAAUUAAAAUAUUAAAUAUUAAAAAUACCAAACAAAACAAAUACAUUUAAAAUACAUAUAUAUCAUAUAUAUCAAAGCAGCAUUGAAAAGCUAAAUUACACAAUAUGCAAAAUAUUAAUCAAUUCUAUAGAAAUACUACUACAUAUAUAUUUAUAAAGGAAAUACAACUCCACAGAGUACAUAUAUAUAUAUUGAUGUGAACUUAUAGCGUUGCGAAUUAUAUAAAUGUUUAUAGGUGUAUACAAAAAAAUUGGUAAUUAAAUAUUGAAGAAACUGUAAUUUCAAUAAACAUAAGGUAUGCAAGCGGCAAGAGGUUUAAUUUAAGUUAAAGUGCAACAUUUAAAUGAAAUUAGUCAAAUUUUAAAUGUGUAUAUCAAUGGUAAAUGUCUAACUGAACUAUAUAUACAAGCAUAUACUAUAUUAUAUAUAUUUAUCUACAAUAUAUUUAUCUACAACUAUUUAUAUAUCGAUGUAUGUAACAUGUGCCCCCUAUAAGACAAUCCCCUUGGAAGUGUUUACUUGUGCACUAGAAAAAAACAUUGAUAAUUCAAGCUGAAACUAGCAUCAAAAUGCCCACCACAAAGAACGUUGCAUAUGCGAUAAGCAAAAAACACAUAUAUGACCUAACACAAAAGCGAAUUUAUCAACUAUAUACAAGAGUAAAACUGCAUAGUCAAAAAACUACAAGAAAAAUAACUUUCACUUGGUGUCCUUUCAAAUGCAAAACUCAAAUUUGCAAACAAAACUAAGCAACUAGACUAUUUUAUUUAUGAAGAAAAAAGAGACGGCCACUUACAGGCUUGAAGAAAAUGACAAAAAAAAUUAUAUAAAAAUAUAAAAUAUAUAAAAAAAUGAUAAAUGUUUUGAUGCGUUGUUGUUUUCAAUAUCGAUGUGUGAUGCAAAUCUUAAUGUUAUACAAAUGAAUAUCAAAAGAAAUAUGAGCGAAAAUUAAUUUAUGCCAACAUAAAGGUACAUUAUAUAAAUGUUUGUUUUAAGUCAUAUUGAAUUU